UGGUGAGUGAGGGAGAGCAGCGGUCCGGGUGCCAAGCGCCCACAGUCAGGGUCCUCCCGUAUUUACCUCUGUCAAACCAUCCUUCUCGCCGUAUAUAUCCUGCUUGUUCCUCUCAUGCGUGACAAUGAUGAGUGCGAAAGAAUAGUACAAAAUGGUGUUGAAACGCUAAGCUCCGUCUGAGAGACAUCAUGUGAGGAAGAUAAGGUCUGGAAACUCCUGUGCAGCCUUCUGUGAAGGAGUAUUGUCGUCUGCCGCUGUCAAGGCUGUCAGGUCUCGGGGGCUGUCAAGACGGUCAACAUGUCCGGCAAGACCAACCGUGCCAACCGCUUGGAGACAGAUAUAGAGAAGAGCAGAGAAGAGAGUAACUGGAAGAGAGUAAUUGAGCUCGCUGAGCAUCUCAAGGCCAGGAACCAGCCUGGCUUGGAAACCCUAGCCAAUUUUCUCAUUGGAGAAGGCAAGCUUGAGUCAUAUUUAGAGGAAAACCCUCCUACUGAAAGUAAUAUUUCUAAAGCCAAGAAUGGAUUGUCUGAAGCUCGAAGGUAUCUGCUUAUGUGCAUCGGAGAUCCUUCAAAGAAGGGAGAGCUGGAAGUGUCCCUGGAUGCUCUGCUGCUGCUCUCCAAGUUGGAGUACGCCAUGGGAGAUUAUGAAGGUGCUCUUGGUCGUCUCACCGCUGCUGGACUGGACCAGCUGACGGAGAAGGCUCUCCCUACCAGAUCGCUCAGGAUAGUAGCCGAGUCCUACGCUAUAAAGGGACUAUGCUCGGCGCCUCAACCCAGAAACAGUUUGAGUUCAGAGAAGGUUCCUCUCACAAACAACAGUAAGUAUCAACGAGCAGAGAAGGCAGAGAAAAUGAUCAAGUGUUUUGAAUUGGCCGGAGAUCUAACGCUGUUGUACCUGCAGGAGCAGGACAAACUUUCCUCCACACCAUCCACACAUUCCUUGCAAUCUUUGCCAGCAACCAGCACUACAGGUUCAACAUCACCCCUACCACCCAAUGGACUCGAGAACAAGAAGAUUGGAGUAAUUCUCGAAACAGCACUACAAAGAGCACCUAUUCUUCACAUGAAGGCUGGACAACUUGAUAAAGCUAUAAGUAGAUACAGGUCAGACACGAACUGUGUUAGGGCAUGCGAGGGUGUCAUUGGGUCUCAAUCGGUUUCUUCAUCGAAGAUUUAUUUGUAUGCCCUUUACAGUGAGGCUAUGGCAGUGAGGGAAGCAGUACUGAGCCAGUCACCAGAGUUCAAGAAUGCUCGGGUUCAUGCCUACGACAACGCUACUGCUGUUUAUGACCUUCUCUGUAUAUCACUUGCGAGAAGAAAACAAUUUAAAAUUUUGAUUGAGGUAUUUGAAAGAGCAAUGAAGUUCUCUCAUGAAGAAGGUCAUGUGUGGCAGCAGUUUGGCCUUGCCUUGGCUUGUGGUCGUAAGGAUAUACGUGCACUUCUGGUGAUGCAGGAGGUUCACCGCUUGUUACCUGCUGAGCCCCACUACUGUCUCCUGGCUGCCAGAAUAUGCUUCCAACAGCUUGGCAAGAUUGAGGAAGGCCUGGAAUGGGUAGACAAGGCUUUAAAGUCUUCAGAGGAGAGGAAUAGUGUACUUGCUGCACGUUGCCACCUCUACUGUGGUCUGGGGCUCACACUGAAUGCUUACCAAACUCAGCGCCAAGCCAGCUCCCAGACAUUAAGGACAAAGGCACUCGAAUCCUUCAUCAGGGCUCAACAGUUGGAUUCGAGUGACCACCUGGUAGAGUUUUACCUGGCCCUGCACUAUGCACACUGCUACCUUCUUAACGAGGCCACUCAGCACGUGAAGUUGGCCCUCUACCUUCGUUCAGCUCAUCCCCACUCUCUUCACCUGCUGAUUCUCCUUCUCUCAGCACAGAAGGACUAUGAGGAGGCACUAGAGCUAGUUGAGGCAUCCCUCGCAGAAUAUCCAGAGAACCUACAUCUUUUGUAUGUUCGUGCUACUCUAGAGGAGGCUGUGUACGGUGGAGAUGUCGCCCUGCUCACUGCACGUCAUAUGUUGACACUUUGGCAGAAGCUGUAUAAGGAACAAUUAAUAAGUGAUAUCAGUGAUGCUCAGUCUCAGCGGCAUGCCAACCAUGACACUUACAGCAUAUUCAAUAUGUCAGACAAAGAUACAGCCCCGACCCCUGCUGAAAGCACGGCUCCCUCCUCCAUGGGACUUGUCUUCUCCGAAGUGGUGUCCUUGAACCUUAGACUUCUCUCUCCUACAAUUCAAAUGGAAACUAAUCCUGAGAAACACGUGACAAAAUCCCAACUCACCCUUGACUCUCCCCCUCACCCCCCCACAGCUUCAGUACAUGCCGAGAGUGUAGCGGCUUCACGCGUGGAACAAGCUUUGUCCGAAGUGGCGUCCUCACUCUCAUCCUAUCAGCCAAAACCUGGUCCACAUCAAGCCUGGCUGCUUCAGAUACAAAUUUGGCUUCUUACAGCUCAGUUGUAUAUAAAAACAGAUCAACUGACUGAGGCAGCUAAUUGUCUACAAGAAGCUUCCUCUAUCUUCCCAAUGAGCCAUCAUAUCAUGUUCAUGAAAGGUCUACUGCACGAGAAGAAGAACGAGUUUCACGAAGCCCAGACAUGUUAUCAAAAUGCUCUGGCAAUCAAUCCUUACCACUUGAAGAGUCUUCGACACCUUGGCGUGGUGUACCACUACCUGGGCCGGGAGAGACUGGCGGAGAAGACGCUCAUGGACGCCAUCAGGGUCGACCCUCACGACCACCACUCUUGGGAGACGCUGGGAGAGGUGCUGGUGAGCCUGGGCCAGCUGGAGGCCUCCAGCAAGUGUCUACAGACCGCCAUAGACAUCGAGGCCAAGUCGCCCAUCCUCCCCUUCACCUCCAUUCCCUUCUGCUACGAGUAGGAUGGCACCCGGAGCCCCCAGGUCCCGCCCGGAGCCCCCAGGUCCCGCCCGGAGCCCGCAGGUCCCGCCCGGAGCCCCCAGGUCCCGCCCGGAGCCCGCAGGUCCCGCCCGGAGCCCCCAGGUCCCGCCCGGAGC
Messenger RNA from Procambarus clarkii (red swamp crayfish), 3015 nucleotides. NCBI's taxonomy places the organism in Eukaryota, Metazoa, Arthropoda, Malacostraca, Decapoda, Cambaridae. The record is from RefSeq and is a predicted model, not a curated record.